This is a messenger RNA of Diabrotica virgifera virgifera (western corn rootworm), 6170 nucleotides long. RefSeq names its product succinate dehydrogenase [ubiquinone] flavoprotein subunit, mitochondrial (gene SdhA). Bases 151 to 2142 code for a protein of 663 amino acids. Gene Ontology annotation, biological process: tricarboxylic acid cycle; mitochondrial electron transport, succinate to ubiquinone. Gene Ontology annotation, molecular function: succinate dehydrogenase (quinone) activity; electron transfer activity; flavin adenine dinucleotide binding. The transcript is spliced from 11 exons. The record is from RefSeq and is a predicted model, not a curated record. Lineage: Eukaryota; Metazoa; Arthropoda; Insecta; Coleoptera; Chrysomelidae.
AAAUAUUACCGUUAGAUGGCAGCACCACCGAAAUUUAUCGACUUUAAAAUGAAUUAUUUCAUUUUGCAUUAACCAAAAAAACAGACAAAUACAGGGUUAAAAACAGUGCGGGAUUUUCGGUUUAUUAAUUAAUUCAAGAAGCAAUUAAAUAUGAGUAGCAUACUAAAACUUCAAGCGGCGUGUCUAAAAAAUGUAAUAGGAAAUUCAAUCAAGCUAAAUUCCUUGGUUAAGCCCAUAGCUGCUACCAGGAACCUUCACAUCCAAGUCGACAGGAAAAAUGCCAGUUCAAGCGACUCAGUGUCGAAGGUUUACCCCAUUGUAGAUCACACAUACGAUGCAGUGGUUGUUGGUGCUGGAGGAGCUGGUCUUAGGGCUGCCUAUGGCUUGGUACAAGAGGGCUUUAAGACUGCUGUCAUCACAAAAUUGUUCCCUACGAGGUCGCACACUGUGGCUGCCCAGGGUGGUAUCAAUGCAGCAUUAGGUAACAUGGAGGAAGACAACUGGCAAUGGCACAUGUACGAUACAGUGAAGGGUUCCGAUUGGCUUGGAGACCAGGAUGCUAUUCAUUACAUGACCAGGGAAGCCCCGAAGGCUGUCAUCGAAUUAGAAAACGCUGGCAUGCCAUUCUCGAGAACACAAGAAGGAAAAAUCUACCAAAGAGCUUUUGGUGGCCAGUCCUUGAAGUUUGGAAAAGGUGGACAAGCCCACAGGUGCUGUUGUGUCGCCGAUAGGACCGGCCACAGUCUACUUCACACCCUGUAUGGUCAAAGUUUAAGAUACGACUGCAACUAUUUCGUAGAAUAUUUCGCUUUAGACUUAAUCAUGGAAGGUGGAGAGUGCCGAGGAGUCAUCGCUCUAUGCCUAGAGGAUGGUACUUUGCAUAGGUUCAGAGCCAAGAACACAAUUCUGGCCACGGGAGGAUAUGGUAGAGCGUACUUCUCAUGCACUUCAGCUCAUACAUGUACUGGUGAUGGUACUGCUAUGGUAGCUAGAGCCGGCUUGCCUUCUCAAGAUCUCGAAUUUGUACAGUUCCAUCCUACUGGUAUUUAUGGUGCUGGAUGCCUAAUGACAGAAGGAUGUAGAGGCGAAGGAGGCUACCUCAUAAACUCUCAAGGUGAACGAUUUAUGGAACGAUACGCACCAGUAGCUAAAGAUUUAGCUUCCAGAGAUGUAGUGUCUAGAAGUAUGACCAUCGAAAUCAGAGAAGGCCGUGGCUGCGGACCUGACAAAGACCACGUCUACCUGCAGCUCCACCAUUUGCCAGCUGAACAGUUGCACCAAAGGUUGCCAGGUAUCUCAGAAACUGCGAUGAUCUUUGCCGGUGUCGAUGUUACUAGGGAACCCAUUCCAGUAUUACCAACUGUACACUACAAUAUGGGAGGAGUACCCACCAACUAUAAAGGACAGGUAUUAACUACCGUUAACGGUGAAGACAAACGCGUUCACGGACUAUACGCUUGUGGUGAAGCUGCUUCUUCAUCUGUACACGGUGCUAACAGACUCGGUGCCAAUUCUCUUCUUGACUUGGUCGUCUUCGGAAGGGCUUGUGCUUUAACCAUUGCUGAAGAACACAAACCCGGCGAAUCUAUUGGCAGUAUUAAAGAUAAUGCUGGUGAAGAAUCCGUUGCCAACUUGGACUGGGCUCGAUUUGCAAACGGUGCCAUUCCCACAGCUGACUUAAGAUUGCAAAUGCAAAAGACUAUGCAAGUCCAUGCUGCUGUAUUCCGUACUGAAGACUCAUUGAAAGAAGGCGUUACCAAAAUGGAGAACUUGUAUGGAAAAAUGAAGGAUCUCAAAGUUUCUGACAGCAGCUUGAUCUGGAACACAGAUUUGGUAGAAACGUUCGAGCUUCAAAACUUGAUGUUGAAUGCCGUACAGACCAUCGUCGGUGCAGAAAAUAGAAAAGAAUCACGAGGUGCUCACGCAAGAGAGGAUUACAAGCUACGAGUUGACGAAUACGACUACAGCAAGCCAUUGGAAGGACAACAAAAGAAACCGUCGACAGAACAUUGGAGAAAACACACCUUGACUACAAUCGACGACAAGACAGGUAAGGUCAACAUCACCUACAGAGAAGUCAUCGACGAUACCUUAGACAAGAGCGAGUGUGCCACCGUACCUCCAGCAAUUAGAUCUUACUAGUUUACGCAACAGCGCAAAAAUUAUAUAAAACCGCAAACACAGCUACUCAAGAAUUUGUCAAAUCUAUUAUAGUGUCUGAAAUUAUGGAAACCUAACCUCAAUGGACAGCCUAAGUCUGACGUCACAAAUGUCACAAAAUUGGGAGGAGCUUAUAUUGGCUCCAAACAAUUUUGAUUGUAACGUUAAGUGGUCAUAAGGAAUUUUUCAUUUAUGUGCUUUGUAUGGCAAAAUAAAACUUCAUUUACGUAUUUCGUUAAAGAAACGUGUUAAUUAAGAGAUUUUUAUUCGUUUUUGCUCAGGUGGUUUUUAGUCCUUAGUGAUUGAAAAUAAACAUAACCUCAACACUGUUUACGUUCUAAUCAUUGCAUUAAAUUAACUCACCUGGGCCAAAACGAAUAAAAAUCUCUUAAUUGGCACGUUCCUUUAACUAAAUACCUAAAUGAAAAGUCUUAUUUUGUCACACAAACCACGUAAACAAUAAAUUAAAAAUUCCUUAUGAGUGUUUAACAUUAUAAACAAAAUUGUUUGGAGUCAAAUAUAAGCUCCUCCCAAUUUUGUGACGUCAAGACUUAGGAUGUCCAUUAUAUGUUAACAAUGUCAAAUAAUCUGUCAGUAAGUAUGACAAGUGACAUAUGAUUGAUUAUCGUUUUACGUUUCUUUGACGUACCAAGUUUGUUUUUAAAUGUUUUUUUUUACUGAAAACGAUGUUUUCUUAAUAUUUUUUUACCACAUAGUGCCAUUUAUUAGUACAAAAACACAACAUGAAGUCGAUUUUCUAAGUUUUUAACAGUCGUUAAUUUUAGAUCGGGUAAGUCUGUGAUUUAUUGGCUAACGAUGCUCCAUCUACAGUUCUAAAUGUUACUUUUGAAUCGGAAGAGGUACCCGCACAUGCAAAGGGUAGAAAAACUAGUUCGAACAUACAUAACUAUUUGUCCAUUGCUGUGGAACACCAAUGGCCUACAAAAAUGAAGAUAUCAGUUAUUUUAUACCGAAAAUAUGUUUCAAUUGCACAGAUAUUCCUUGCUACCGAAAGUUAUCAAAUCAAAUGUGUACUAUUACAUCAAAUACAUGAGUGUCCAAACUAACUGUUGCUUGUAUAAUAUGGCAUUUCUCUGUUAAUAUGUCCGAUUGCAGUUGAAACAAAAUUCAUCAUUUUCAAAUAGAAACAUUUUACGACUAUGUCUUUGACGUUUAUUGAACUUUACUGAACUAUUGUCAUAGACUACCUCUGUUUGAAUAGAUAGAGGAGUUUACAUAGUUGCCAUAUUUCGAACUUUAUCCGACGAUUCAAAUAUUUUACUUCAAUAGCCAAUAAUUGUAUUUUUAGUGGUUCCAUAAUUUCAGAAUUUAGUAUACUUUGUCUGUAAGCACAUUUAAUCAUAAUCUAAGGGGCGCGUACUUAAAAACGAACAAGAACGACGGUUGUGUGCUCUUUCUAGUUGUUUUUCGAUUGAACAAAUCACGUCAAGUAUUUUAUUUUUGUGAUAUAUUAUAUCUACAGUAUAUUCGAUAAUUUAUUUGUUGUUAAUAGGUAUAGAUCUAUUUCCAAAAAUAUUUGCAAUAAAAAACAAGUCUGUUUCAAAGCUACAAUAUUUUGCGUUUUUUGUGAAGCUGAAUCGCGUUAAUUUUUCAAUUAGGCACAGGGUGCCAAAUGCGGCAACAUUGAUGGAUAUGAACCUCCACUUUCAGCCCUACUGGCAACUGCGACACUGACACUGUCUACAGAUUAUAGUCCAAGAGGCAGCGCUGAAAAAUCUCUUUGAAUUUACUAAAGCUAGGUUUUUCACAGUUGAUUACUGUGAUUGUGUAGAGAAACAUACUGCGGUCGUUCAAGCGAAACGUAGAACAGGAGUUACUGAGAGAGUAUCAAAGUUGCUUGCCUAAGAAAGGUAAUUAAAUCCAUUUACUAAGGCUGAAAAUCAGUACACACAUUCUAAAUUGAAUAUAAAUAAAAGUUAUUAUAGUCGGUCAGCUGUAUGACGGGACAGAGCCGGUCGGUCGGCCCCAAUGAAUGUACAGGGUUAUUCACUAUAUUUUGACCCCCUUGUAAACUGCUUUAUUUACAGAAUUUACAGAAUAUUUACAGAAAAGUUAUUCGAUUUUUAAAUUAUGAUUUUUUGACAUAUAUAUCGUACUAGUGACGUCAUCCAUUUGGGCGUGAUGACGUAAUAUACUAUUUUUUUAAAUGGGAAUAGAGGUCGAGUGCUAGAUCAUUUGAAAGGUUAUUCAAUUCCCUAUUCAGUAAUAUAAACAUUAACAUGAUUAAUUAUACAGGGUGUCCAAAAUUUUUUUUAAAUUAAUUGGUUAAUUAAUAAUUCAAAAAUUUUUCUGGACACCCUGUAUAAAUAAUGAUCUUAAUGUUUAUAGUACUGUAUAGAGAAUUGAAUAACCUUUCAAAUGAGCUAGCACACGACCCCUAUUCUUAUUUAAAAAAAUAGUCGAUUACUUCAUCACGCCCAGAUGGAUUACGUCACGAGUACGAUAUAUGUCAAGAAAUCAUAAUUAAAAAAUCGAAUAACUUUUGUAUUUUACAUUUUUUUCUAAUUCUGUAAAUAAAGCAGUUUACAAGGGGGUCAAAAUAUAGUGAAUAACCUUGUACAUUCAUUGGAGCCGACCGACCGGCUUUGUCCCGUCAUACAGCUGACCGACUAUAAUAACUUUUAUUCAUAUUCAAUUUAGAAUGUGUGUACUGAUUUUCAGCCUUAGUAAAUGGAUUUAAUUACUUUCGUAGGAAAGCAACUUUGAUACCCUCUCAGUAAUCCCUGUUCUACGUUUCGCUUGACCGACCGCAGUAUGUUUCUCUACACAAUCACAGUAAUUAAUUGUGAAAAAUUUAGCUUUAGUAAAUUCAAAGAGAAUUUUCAGCGCUGCCUCUCCGUCUAUUAGGAGUGAGUUUAGUUUUUUCAUACAUACAAUGUUGCCAUUUACUUGAAGUAUGCCUAAUUUUAAAAUUGCAUAGAUUAUGACUUUGUUUUUUAUUGUAUCUUAAUAAACUCUCGUUCAAAGUCAAAAAUAAUGUUCUGGUACAAUAUUUUGAAGCAGUUUCGGUCUAAAAAGACGUUAUUUUUGAAUGGGAUUUCAGUUACUAUAAAUUUAUAAUAAAAAUACUUAUCGAGUGGAUUUUUUUGAACGAGGGUGUAUUGAGUUUUCUUAUUUAAACUUCUUUUCUACUAAAGUAUUCUAAUUUAUUUUGUACUUAGUUCAGAUUUUGUGAAUUAAUGAAAUCAUAUAUUAAAUAUUGUCAAUACAAAAAACCUUCAUAUGCGUUGCAUAGUGAAGGUUUGUAGACUUUUGUGAUUAUAUUCACUAACAAAAUCUGAAAAACAUUGUUAAAAUUAUCCGGUACAUUCAAAAUUGUUGUUACUUUUGAUCAACAUUCAUUGAAAUUACCAACAUUGAUUGAUCUGCUUAAUUAAAUCAGAUCUAUUGCUCAAUGAUCUAUUUUAGCUUGCUGUGUGCUGUUUUGGAAAAUAUUUGCUUACUUUUCAAAAGCGCAAUUUUGUUCCUGACUGCUGACAUGGUCCUUAGGGCCGUAUUGAUAAAUUCAACAAUGAAUAUUGAUCAAUGUAUAUAUUUUGUAAAUAGUAUUUGUAUUUUAACUUAUUUUUUAUUGUGAGUUGAUUUUUGGGAGGCGAAUAUUGUUCAUCACAAGAUUAAAAUUAGUGUCAUACCGGUUCUUGAGUUACCUCAUUAUUUAUUAAUCUUCUUGUUCAACGAAUCGUUAUUUUAAAAUGCGCAAUAUUGGAAUGUCCCAAAACGUUCUUUGAGGAAUAGUUUUGUUAGCAAUAAAUUUUUGUUGUGAUUUUGGGACAGUGGAGGAUAUGUCAAAUUCUAAGAACCAAAUUCGUAAACAUUAAUAAGAAAAUCGUCGAUUUUAAGUUUCACUAAAUUCUAACCAAUUGGUAUAAUAAUAAGUAAACGUGUGUAUAGUGACUUUUUCACUGAAAUUUAAGUAUUUUGUAAGAGAUAUAUUUGGAGUUUGUUACGGAGAUGCGAUAUGAAUGUAAAUAUAUUGUUUUUAAAAAUAA